AUGGCCACACUUUCCUGCUACUCUCUGCAUCCUCUUUCUUCUGCUUCUUCUUCUUCAACAACGUCUCUCACUGCCAAUCACUCUCUUCCACAUCAACCCCAAAUAAAACCUGAAAUCCCUUUACUGUUCCGCUGCUCUGCCACAAUUGCCGCUAGGCCUGAAGUCAUAAUUCAACCCACAAGGCUCUUUGUCCAGCCCAUUCUACUAUUUGCUGGCUUUGACAAACCUUUGGAUACCCAAACUUUUCUUGCUACUAUAAGUGUCUUGGCUGCCAUUGCUCUCUCUCUCUUUCUCGGUCUUAAGGGUGACCCUCUGCCUUGUGAGAGAUGUGCUGGCAAUGAAAUGAAAGAUAAUUAUGAAAUACCGAUUCCAUUUCAAGCCAGCAACGGAAGAAUGUAA
Molecule: messenger RNA, 399 nt
Organism: Prunus armeniaca (apricot)
Lineage: Eukaryota; Viridiplantae; Streptophyta; Magnoliopsida; Rosales; Rosaceae
Source: the annotation of a GenBank genome assembly